Balaenoptera acutorostrata (minke whale) is the source of this 2483-nucleotide messenger RNA. It is a transcript of the gene VAMP7, whose product is annotated as vesicle associated membrane protein 7. The transcript is spliced from 7 exons. Lineage: Eukaryota; Metazoa; Chordata; Mammalia; Artiodactyla; Balaenopteridae. The coding region runs from base 136 to 945 and encodes 269 amino acids. The record is from RefSeq and is a predicted model, not a curated record. Gene Ontology annotation, cellular component: SNARE complex; membrane. Gene Ontology annotation, molecular function: SNAP receptor activity; SNARE binding. Gene Ontology annotation, biological process: exocytosis; vesicle fusion.
CGGGGCGCUUUUGCGGAAGCCGGCGGCGUCCGGUCCAGCCUCCUCCGGGAGCAAGCAGUUGGCGACCUCGCGCUAACCCGCGCAACUCUUUCCCGAUCCCCGAGUUCUCACACGGUGUCCGGACAGAUCGAAGCCAUGGCCAUUCUUUUUGCUGUUGUUGCCAGGGGAACCACUAUCCUUGCCAAACAUGCUUGGUGUGGAGGCAACUUCCUGGAAGUGACAGAGCAGAUUCUGGCUAAGAUACCUUCUGAAAAUAACAAGCUAACGUACUCACACGGCAAUUAUUUGUUUCAUUACAUCUGCCAAGACAGGAUUGUAUAUCUUUGUAUCACUGAUGAUGAUUUUGAGCGUUCCCGAGCCUUUAAUUUUCUGAAUGAGAUAAAAAAGAGGUUCCAGACUACGUAUGGUUCAAGAGCACAAACAGCGCUCCCAUAUGCCAUGAAUAGUGAGUUCUCAAGUGUCUUGGCUGCACAGCUGCAUCACUCCGAGAAUAAAGGCCUAGAUAAAGUGAUGGAGACUCAAGCCCAAGUGGAUGAACUUAAAGGAAUCAUGGUCAGAAACAUAGUCUGUCACCUUCAAAACAACCAGCAGAAAUCUUGCCCGAGCCAUGUGUAUGAAGAAUCUCAAGCUCACAAUCAUCAUCAUCAUCAUAUCAGUCGUAUUCAUCUAUAUUAUUGUGUCACCACUCUGUGGUGGAUUUACAUGGCCAAGCUGUGUGAAGAAAUAAAAAAGUUAUCAUUAACCAAGGAUACAAGAGAACAAGGAGUUAAAAGCAAUCCGUGUGAUUCAAGCCUUUUAAUACUGACAGAUGGUGUCUGCCAGUCUCUUCAACCCUCUUCUUUCUCUCUUUUUUUUAAUAUUCUUCUAUGCCUCCAGAUUUAUCAUUGUCCUAUCAACCAAUUUAUUCCAGUGCACUUCAGACUGAACCAUUUAUUGCAGCAGUAGCCUUAAAAAGGCAUUUUGUUUCUUUGGUUUGUUAACUAGUGUCAUCUACUUAUAGAUACAUUUUUGUUUAUAACUGCACAAAGCUAUCACCAAGGUAGAAACCACCUGUCUUAUGAGCUGUCUACUGAAAUUAUGGAUGACCUUUGUGCACACAAAAGUUCAAGAGACAGAUAGUAUUGCUAACACCUUGUCUUAAUGUCUUUUGAUUUUGAAGGGUUUUAAGUGCUUGAAAAUAAAAUACUUGGAAAAUUGUUGUUAUUUGGGGAAUUGUAAUUAAUUGUUGGUAUUUCUAGGAGCCCAAGCAGGUAAAGUAUUAAACAUUUUAUCUCAGUCAGAUGGGGAACGUUUUGCUAGCCUGUUAGAAGCAACAGAAUUAUCCUUGUCUGCCUAUUAUUAACUUUUAGGAAGAAAGUUUUGAUCAUUCACAAACCUCGCAGAGCUUGAUAUCCUCUGUUUCCCCAUUGCAGUUGAUUUGAGAAGACGGUGGUUUAAAUAUUGUUGAAGGUUGUGGUUUUUUACAUAUUCCUUUUUCUUUGGUGGAUAUUUAGGGCAAUUGUAUAGAUAAUAGAAUGGGUAGUGGAGGGAGUGGGGAGACACAUUCCUCUGGCUCACCAAAGAAAAAGAAGAGAACCACAGUGGAAAAGCCCAAACUGAAUAUAGUCAGCAAUCAACUCCAGGGUUUGGGUUUGACUGGUGUUGAAUAGUAGUUUGAGCAUCCUUUGUGGUUAAUAAGUUCUUUAAUCUGCCUAGUUUUGAAGAAUUCUUUUGGGAAACUUGAGAGUAGACAGUAUGAUACAUAGAAACAGUACAAGACAUUUUAGCUAACAUCCAUGUAACUGCAGUGUGAAAAAAACUGGAGUGUAAUCAUACUGCUUUGGCUACUCUGGCAUCUGUUAGCUAGUGUGUACUUCUGGUGUGUAUCUGAAAGGACAGCAUUUGCUGCCCUAGAUCUAAUUGCAUUUAUUUAUCAAUAAAUGCCAGUAAAUGGAAAUUAUAUUACAUUUGACUAUUUUCCCAAUGAAAGAACAAAUUGGUCUGUAAAACCUAGUCACCUGUUUAGCCUAAUCAUGUGCCUUGAAUAUUUGUGUGUCACAUAAUCUGGCACCUGCUACCUGUUCUUCCAUCUAUACCUUUCAAUUCAUGCUGAUUCGUUUAUUUGACAUAUUUUCAACCCCCGGAACUCUUUUCCUGGUGAUCAUGUAUAGUGCAAAUGUUUUUUCAGUCCUCUUUAUCAACACUAAUGCCUUUUAAUUACAUCAGCAUUUCCUAUUGGAAAACACAUUUGUUCCAUGAAAACAUUUGGCAUUCCUUAAUAAUAAUUUCCAAAUGUCUUUAAUCCAAAGAAAAAGACUUAAAGCUUAUUUCCCUUUCUUAUACACACCUGAAUAAAAAUGAUGUGCAUGUUUUAGGGAUAAAUUACUUAACCAUCCCUUGAUCUAUUUAUGUAUAAGAAUGCUUUUUAAAGCACAUAUCUUGUUUUAAAUGAUGCACAAACUGAAGGCAUUAAUAAAAUUUAAGAGUAAUACAAUGAGUUGCUU